Rhizophagus irregularis DAOM 181602=DAOM 197198 is the source of this 837-nucleotide messenger RNA. RefSeq lists its product as uncharacterized. NCBI's taxonomy places the organism in Eukaryota, Fungi, Glomeromycota, Glomeromycetes, Glomerales, Glomeraceae. The record is from RefSeq and is a predicted model, not a curated record.
AUGAAAUUAAAGGUUAAAAUACCGAAAGAAGAAUUAAGAAAAGUUGAAGAAAAACUAAAUGAUGGUAUUGAAAUAGAAUUCUAUGAUGAAAAUAAUAUGAGAUUAAAGAAUUGGGUUAUAACAUGUGAAAUAAUUACAGAGAAAUUAUUUAAUGAAGAGAAAAUUGAACUUGAUGAAGUAAUAAUAAAAGAAAGUGAUGAUAGUUCAGAGAAUAGAAGUGUUAAUGAUGAUUCAGAAUUUAAUACAGAAAAAGAUGAGAAUGACGAAAAUAAUGAUAACGACAAUAUAGUAAUAAAUGAAAAUAAUGAAAAUAAUGAAAUAAAUGAUGAAAUACAAAAGAAUGAGACUGAUAAUAAUGAAGAAAAUGAAGAAAUAGUUAAAUCAGAAAAUUAUCAAAUCUUAAUAAAUAGAUUAAAACAUAAAAGAGAAGAUAUUGAUGAAGAAAUGUUAGAAAAGGGAAAUGAAGGAUUAUCAUUAUUACAAUUAUGUCAUAAAAUAAGAAGGAAUAAUCUGAUGUUAUUGGAAAUACAUUAUUAUUUAGGAAAAAGGUUUGAAGAGAGAUUAGAACGAGAAAUUAAUAAACGGAAAAGGAAAAGUAGAAAAAGGAAAACAGAUAAAGAGGAACGAGAAAAGAUAUAUAAGGAAAUGAUAGAAACAGGUGUAAAGAGAACAAAGAAGGGAUUAAAAAGAAUGAUGGAAAAAGCAGAAAAAGUUUGUUUAUUAGUUGACAAGAUAGAGAAGAAAAGAGUAUUUGAAAGUAGUUGUGAUAUUACAUCAGUAGAUAACUGUACUAAGAAAGAAAUAGUGGAGAUAACAGAAUAUUUCACCAGUGUAUAA